Messenger RNA from Aspergillus candidus, 2323 nucleotides. RefSeq names its product transcription factor domain protein. Gene Ontology annotation, biological process: DNA-templated transcription. Bases 69 to 2231 code for a protein of 720 amino acids. Gene Ontology annotation, cellular component: nucleus. NCBI's taxonomy places the organism in Eukaryota, Fungi, Ascomycota, Eurotiomycetes, Eurotiales, Aspergillaceae. The record is from RefSeq and is a predicted model, not a curated record. The transcript has 4 exons. Gene Ontology annotation, molecular function: DNA binding; DNA-binding transcription factor activity, RNA polymerase II-specific; zinc ion binding.
CCUCACCCCCUGCCCCUCUUUUCCCAUACCGUUAAGCCGUCAUGCGAUGAGGGCCCUCGCCCCUGAUCAUGUCACCCCGUCCCUAUCGCUCCAAGCGCCAUCGCCCCUGUGAUCAAUGCCGCGAGAGAAAGCUUGGAUGCCAGACCGAAGACGGUCUGCCGUGUCUGCGGUGUCGCUCCGCCGAUCUCCCCUGCAGUUUCGACCUUCCGCCGCCCAAAAGAUUGCGUCGGGGGUCUUCAUUAGGGCAGACGAAUGUCCGAACUAGCUCUGUGGACUCACCCGUGUCCCGCCAACGACCGUCUUCGGCAUGGGAGGAAACCCCCGGCGCUGAACCCGCGCCUACCGCGCCUACCUCGCGGGCCCAGUCCCCCAGGCCCGGGGGUGUCAACCCCCCCCGGCCGGCAUUCGCUCACCUUGAAGAUCUCCCGGACGCUAGUGGUGCCUCGCCUGCGCUGUCGGGUCAUAUGGUGGCGGGUCCCUCGGUCACCCAGUUCGUUCAGAGCCUGGAUCAGCUCGAGGGCUUCUCGGCGCAGCUGUUCGGCGCCUCCGCCGAGUCCGACCCCUGGCUUCUGCGCCAUUGCUCGUUCGACGACGGCGGUGUCAAGGGGUUUUACAAGGUGCACUUCCGCAAUGCCGGUGGUGUGCCAACCUACGACAAGAUCCCGGUGCACUUUAUGAUCGCCGCCGACGAUCUGGCGGCCACGGCCAAGAGCGAGACUUCCUGUCGCACGGCCGAUGGUGCCACGCGCGAGGAGCUCAAUCGUCUCGUGCCCUUGGACUGUGGCCAACGUUUGGUUUCUCUAUUUGUCAAAUACGUGUUCCCGGCGUUGCCGCUCAUCUCCCGCUCCCAGCUGGGGCUGACCCCAACGUGCUCGAUGCCGGAGCAAUGGGCGCUGGAGAACACCCCCGUGCAUUUAUUGGCAGCCGUCUACGCGGCAGCUCUGCCGUUCGCCGGCCAUGAUGACUACCUCUGCGUGCUGCACACGUACAACGUCCCCCCGGUCGAUCGGCUCUGGCGCAUGACAUACGAGCUGGUCGCCGAAGAGAUUCACACGCCGCACCUGUCGGUGCUGCAGGCGGGGCUCCUGUACCUGCACAAGCCGCUGGACGAGGCGCGGGCCAGCACGGCCGACUCGCCGUUCAUCUGGUCCUGGGUCGGCAGUCUCGUGGGGUUGGCCGAGUCGUUGGGUCUCCACAUCGAAUGCCGCAUGUGGGGCAUUCCGACGUGGGAGAAGCGCCUGCGACGUCGGCUGUGGUGGGCCGUCUACGCUGAGGACAAAUGGCGCAGUCUGCUGCUGGGACGGCCGUCCUACAUCCAUCGCGGCGAGUGGGACGUCAGCGAGCUGGAUGGCGCGGACUUCCUGUACCGCGCCCGCGGGGCGUCAUCGUCCUCGUCGGCCGUGCAGCCCUCGCCAGACCCUGUGCCAUUCCGCUACCUGGUGGAUUUGUCUCGGAUUGCGGAGCACAUCUACGAAUCGUUCUACACGCUGCGCGCGUCGCAAUUCCUGUCAGAGCGGUUCGGCGCCUCGCAUGAGACGGGGCGGCCGCUCCUGGAAAAGCUUAACGAGUGGUACUCGUCGCUGCCAGAGAGCUUCCGGCUGCCCAACUGGAACAAGUCCGUUAGCGGACUAGCGCCCUACCCGACGUCAAUCCACUUCGCCUACCUGAUCCUGGUUCUCUACGUGUACCGGGCACUACUGCGGCCGAUGGCACGCUCGUCCAGUCCGCCGCUCAUCUUCGACCUAGACGAGAUGCCCGCGGAACCGACCGCCCUAGACCUGGACGACACAUCCAUCCUGGACAGCAUCGUCAUGCCCGACCUGGAGUCUUUCCCGGCGGUGGUGGAGCUGACGGACCACGAUACGGGCGAGACGACGCUGAACGCCGCGGAGCGGUGUGCCUCGAUCGUGAUCAACUUCACACGACGUCUGACCCCGAGCGACUUUACGGGGUUUUGGUAUUCCUGGUCCCGGAUCGGCUUUGCGACGGUGUCCAACUUUGCGCUGCUGCUGCUCGUGCAGGCGCCCAAUGCCGAGCGGGCUGUUAAAGGAAAGCAGCUGGUGGAUUCGUGGCUGCGCGUGCUGCGGUGUCAAAGCGUAAGCUUUCCGAUGGUUCGACUGGGAUUGACUCGACUGGAUGCGAUCCACUGGGUGGGUCUCGAGCAGACUUUUGUGCUGCCGCAGCAUGUGCUGCAGGUUGUCAACUCUCCGCCGGGCUCGGCGACCGUGUAGCUCGGCCGUCGGCGGAGACGGAGGCGUCGGCCAUCGGCCGUGGCCACGCCACUGAGCACAUGUAUACAGAGGAACAAAGAUAUAAAUAUAGC